AUGUUGCAAACGAUUUUUUAUCUAAUACUCUUUCUUUCAAUUUCUACUUUAUCUCAGACAACCGAUGCACCGAAAGGCAAUCUUGAUCGAUUGCGCGAACUAUUAGCUGAAGAUGAUCCAGAAAAGAUUCGCUUUUGCGCUUUUCAACCGUCAGAUUCGGUGAAUUGUGAUACAUGUGUGGCAAAAGGAGAUGAAUGUUUUUUUUGUGGAGGCAAAAAACAGCAAUGUCUCCCCUAUUCGGUCACUUUCCCGAAUUGUGAUCUCGAUGAUGUGAAGCAUAAAAAUUGCUGGGUGAACUGGACAGCGGUGAUCAUCGUCGGUGCAGUGGCAGCCGGCCUUUUGCUGAUCAUCGUUAUUGUUGUGCUCUGUUGUUGCAUAUGCAAGUUGCGUACUUGGAGAAAUCGACGAAACAAAGUCUAUUGGCAAAGGAAAGAUGAGAAACAUCAAAUGCGAAUGAAAGAUAUUGAGACGAAGGGCGCUGAGAGAAGCUCGCAAAGAGCUCGCGAAAUGGAUUACUAUCGAGAAAAAUACGGCCUUAAAAAGAACACGACCGCAUCU
Messenger RNA from Mesorhabditis belari, 558 nucleotides. NCBI's taxonomy places the organism in Eukaryota, Metazoa, Nematoda, Chromadorea, Rhabditida, Rhabditidae. The record is from the annotation of a GenBank genome assembly.